GCAUCACCGCGCGGCGACACCGAGUCACCUGCCAACAUGUCCGACAAACCAGACAUGGCUGAGAUCGAGAAAUUUGACAAGUCCAAAUUGAAGAAGACAGAGACGCAAGAGAAAAACCCGCUGCCUUCAAAAGAAACAAUUGAACAGGAGAAGCAAGCGGGUGAAUCGUAAUGAAAUCUGCCCUUCCAAAUUAUGCACUGUACAUUCCACAAGCAUUGCCUUCUUAUUUUACUUCUUUUAGCUGUUUAACUUUGUAAGAUGCAAAGAGGUUGGAUAAAGUUUAAAAUGACUGUACUGCCCCUUUCACAUCAAAAGAAUAGAGAGAACUACUGACACUGAAUGAAGGCGCUGCCUUUCCCUCUGCCUGUCUGGCUUUGGUCCUGGUGGCAUGAAAGAGCUUGCAUGUUGAUGAAAGAAGAACUUGGGUGGGACUACAGUAAACUAGAGUAACACAUGAAUAAAUGCAAAGCUGUAUCAAGGUCCUGCGAGCUGUAAAAUGCAGUUAAUCGAGUGCCAUUUUUUUUUUUGUUCAAAUGAUUUUAAUUAUUGGAAUGCACAAUUUUUUUAAUAUGCAAAUAAAAUGUUUUAAAACCUGG
This is a messenger RNA of Sturnus vulgaris (Common starling), 596 nucleotides long. RefSeq names its product thymosin beta 4 X-linked (gene TMSB4X). Gene Ontology annotation, cellular component: cytoplasm. Gene Ontology annotation, biological process: actin filament organization; regulation of cell migration. The record is from RefSeq and is a predicted model, not a curated record. Lineage: Eukaryota; Metazoa; Chordata; Aves; Passeriformes; Sturnidae. Gene Ontology annotation, molecular function: actin monomer binding.